Molecule: messenger RNA, 2694 nt
Organism: Thermochaetoides thermophila DSM 1495
Lineage: Eukaryota; Fungi; Ascomycota; Sordariomycetes; Sordariales; Chaetomiaceae
Exons: 3
Coding region: 1-2694 (897 amino acids)
Cellular component (GO): plasma membrane
Molecular function (GO): calcium-activated cation channel activity
Source: RefSeq, a predicted model, not a curated record
AUGAUGAACAUACUCGAUGACCCCGAUCAACCCGACAAGGAUAAGUGCCCUGCGGACCAAUGGGUUGGACCCGGGGAAAAAGACACCUGGGUCCAGCUCGUCAUCUCUCUGGCCCUGGGCUUGUCCGCUUUUCUAGCCUUCUGUAUGCUGCGGCCUCGAUGGAAAUCGUUGUAUGCAGCGCGAAAGCGACAAUCCGAUCCCCGCAUCGGCUUGCCUACCCUGCCCGACAGCUUCUUCGGAUGGGUCCCUGCCUUGUACAGGAUUACCGACCAGCAGCUGCUAGCCUCAGCUGGGCUUGACGCAUAUGUUUUCCUUGCCUUCUUCAAGAUGGCUAUGCGUUUAUUUGCGGUCAUGUUUUUCUUCGCCGCUGUUGUUCUCGAACCCAUCAAUCGCCGCUUCGUCGAACACCCAACUACCGACUCAGCCCCUUUGUUCUUGUUCCCCCAGCACCAGAGUUAUGGCUUGUCCGCCUUGGACGACCCAACUCCUCCAGAUGAGGACCCUGAUAUCAGCUUCGACCCUAAGUUGGGGUACUUGUGGUCAUAUCUCGUGUUUACCUACCUUUUUACGGGUCUCACUCUGUACUUCACGGAUAAGGAGACCCUGAAGGUGAUCAGGGUACGCCAAAAUUACCUGGGCACUCAGUCCACCAUCACAGACCGUACCUUUCGACUCUCCGGCAUUCCGCAUAAUUUGAGGUCCGAGGAGGCCAUCAAGGAGCUGAUUGAAAAGCUCGAAAUCGGGAAAGUCGAAAGUGUCACUCUUUGUCGCGAUUGGAGAGUUCUUGAUAAGCUGGUAGAGGAAAGGCGAUUGGUACUCGCAAAACUUGAGCAGGCAUGGAGCAUGUAUCUGAACCGACAGCCAUCAAACACUGCCCAACGUCACCACUACGAGAGAAGACCCCAGCACUACCUCGAUGAGGAGGCUGGAGAAGGUGAUCGCCUGCUUGAACAUCGAAGUCCGGAAUUAAAUCGUACCGGAGAAACACGUCCCAAAGCUCGCUUCUGGUAUGGCUUCUUGGGGCUUCAGUUUCGCACAAUUGAUGCCAUCGACUACUACAGCGAGAAGCUACGCCAGUUGGAUGACAAGAUCCUGGCUGCACGCAAGAAAACAUAUAAGCCAGCUGAUCUGGCUUUUGUGACUAUGGACUCUGUCGCUGCAUGCCAGAUGGCUAUCCAGGCUCUCAUUGACCCCCAUCCAGACCGUUUGCUGACUAAGCCAGCUCCAGCGCCAUCGGAUGUCGUUUGGAGAAACACAUACUCGUCCCGUUUGAGUCGCAUAACUCGAUCUUGGGCGGUCACUAUUUUUGUUGCUGUGCUCUCUGUGGUUUGGUUGGUUCCUGUGGCCUUCCUCGCCUCGGCGCUAAGCAUCUGCACCAUUAACACUGUUUUCCCAUCAUUUGCUCAAUGGCUUAAAGAUCAUGAGCUUGCUCGAACACUCGUCCAAACAGGCCUGCCAACAGCAGUCGUGUCUUUACUCAACGUUGCUGUCCCAUAUUUUUACGAGUUCCUCUCCUACAAACAAGGAAUGCUCUCACAAGGCGAUAUCGCGCUCUCGGUCAUCAGCAAGAACUUCUUCUUUACCUUCUUCAAUAUCUUCUUGAUCUUCACUGUUUUUGGCGCUGUCACUUCUAUCUUCGACGUUCUCCGCAACUCUCUCAAAGAUACAACUUACAUUGCUUAUACUCUGGCCCGUAAGAUUGAAAAGCUCUCGGUAUUUUAUACAAACUUUAUCAUGCUCCAGGGCCUCGGUCUUUUCCCUUUCCGUCUGCUGCAGUUCGGCUCUCUUGCCCUUUAUCCCUACAACCGCUUCAUGGCAAAAACUCCGCGAGACUUUGCUGCCCUUGGCAAGCCCUCGCUGUUUUACUACGGCUUGGCCCUGCCCACCGCUCUUCUCGUCUUUAUCCUUUGUCUCGUCUACAGCGCUCUACCCGGUGGCUACCUCAUUCUCGCAUUAGGCCUCGCUUAUUUCUCCCUUGGCCAUUUCACAUAUAAAUACCAGCUCCUCUACGCGAUGGACCAGCCGCAACAUGCCACGGGCGGGGCUUGGCCCAUGAUCUGCUACCGCGUAAUGCUGGGCUUGGUUGUCACCCAACUUACCAUGUCAGGUUAUUUGGCCUUGCGCAAGGCGUUCACAGUUGCGCUGCUGGUUUUGCCGCUCUUCGUUGCGACGUUAUGGUACGGCUGGUGUUUUAGGAGGCGGGUGGAGCCGCUGACGAAAUUCAUCUCACUCCGGAGCAUCAAGAAGAGAGAGAAUGAGGGCGAGGAAGGUGUAACUAUUGUGACGGACGACUCUUCCAGCGGUGGUAGCAGUGAAGGCAUGCCCAUUUUGGAGCGGAGUGGGCAGUUGGUCAGGAGGGGCAGCACCGUUGAUGAGGACCGAGAGAGGGGCUCGAAAUUUGUAAAUCCUAGCUUGGUUAGUCCACUGGAGCAGCCAUGGAUAUAUGCCGAGCCCCCACCGGCUCUACUUCCUGAAGGUGAUGACAAUAACAAUGUCGACGAGCAGGACGCCCCCCCUCCCGCAUUGGGCUUGCGGGGUUAUGAUCUUGACAAUGCAGUCCAGUUUGGACUAGGUUCUCCCUCUUCACUCUCUGUUGCAGCAGGCCCCCAUAGAACAAGUUUCAGGCGUGGUAUCAUGAGCAGCAAUUCUUCUAGUUCGGUGAGCUUGGGUGAUACCCAUGUUUGGAGAGAGUAA